Messenger RNA from Oldenlandia corymbosa var. corymbosa, 3422 nucleotides. NCBI's taxonomy places the organism in Eukaryota, Viridiplantae, Streptophyta, Magnoliopsida, Gentianales, Rubiaceae. The record is from the annotation of a GenBank genome assembly.
CAAUACAAGACGCACCUGUCUCUUCUCUCCCACCACGCGUCUCUCUCUCUUCUCAACAAAAACUAGCGAUUUUCCCUUUUCCCUCAGACAACAUCCUCCUCUCUCCAUUGCAAUACCUCUCUCUUUCUUCAUUUUUUUCUAUAUAUAUCAUCAUCUUCCUUCCCAUACGUAAAACUACUCAAAAACAACCAAACCGUGCUAUUGCUGCGAUCAUCGAUUCAACUUCGUCACCCAAAAUCUGGAGAGAGAGAGAGAGAGGUGUAUGUCUGUUGCUGGGUUUGAUUUCCUAUUUCUGUUUCUAUACCAAACGAACAUACAUACAUAGAGUUAUUAUUUAUGAAUGUGAGUGGUAAUAUAACUAGCUCGGGUGUUGAAUAUUUUUGCAUAAUGUGAUGAUGGGUUAUCAAUAUUCCGAUUGAUUUUUUGAUUAAUUACCUUUCUGGGAUUUUAGAUUCUUUCGGCCCUUCUCCUUUUUCCUCUUCUUAUUUGAAUUUACUCCGUAGGAUCGUCUAUUAUAUUCCGUUUUUGUCUGCAAAUGUUCGCAGCUGCGUUUUAUUGCUCUGAUUUUGGGUCCCAAUCUCUGGGCAUUUUCUAUAUUACCAACAUUUUCAAAACCUGUCAAUAUCGGUGUUGAUUUGAUGUUUGGUUUGGUUUAGGUUUAGGGCAAAACUGAACCUAGGAAAAUUUGUUGAUAUUGUCUGGACGGAAGAAUCGGUUUUGGUUUCCCUGCUGUUUUAUCGGAGGACUUUUUUCUUGUUGAGGGAAUCCUUCAAUGUUUAUGGUGCUGUUUUUGUUUUGCCAUCAUGAUAUGGGGGGUCCUUCUCCUAGUUUGGUGUAUUCUUCUGGUGAUUCGCUAGGAUUGUAAUAGGAGCUUUAUGAAUGUUGAUUGGCCUUUUGGAUUUUCUGGGUAGGUUACAUAAAAGGGAAAACAAAUGGCUUUGGAUCAAGGAGAGAGCUUUUUGUCUGGGAUCAAAUUUCGUAGCAUGUUUGUUGAAAGGUCGUCUGAUGAAUUUGAUAGUAGCCUUUGGGAGGAUGUGAAUUGUGGGAGUCACAAUCAAGGAAAAUCUGACAAUGUAGUGACGGAUGAUGAUAUUGUCGAUCAAUUGCCUUUAGAUCCUUUUGAUAUGGAUAUUAGUGCCAAGGUAACGGCUGCAAUCACUGGUUGGAUUGAGGAUUUUGGCUUAAAAAAUCUUGGAUUCAUUGAGUCUUGUAGUGAAGGAGAAGAAGAAGAUGAUCAGGAUGAUUAUGAGGAGGUUGAGAUUGAGGAGGAGGCGGAUGAUGAUCGUGAUCAUGAUCAAUUACUUGCAGAAGUAAGUAUUGUCUGGAACACUGUUGAGCAUCCAGAUUUGAAUGGUGGAAAAUCAUAUAAAGAAUCAGACUGGGAGAAAGGGUUUUACAAGAACGACGAUGGUAACCACCCUCUCUGCUUGGACCAUAAUAUAGAGGCUUUUAUGGGGUUCAGUUAUGAAAAGUAUUGGAACCCACGGGAUGCUGCAUAUAAAAGGAAGGGAUGGAUGACAGUGAAAAGUAAAGGUGCUGAUGUUCCUGCAGGACCUCCCCCGGAUGCUUUGUUUUUUGCUCUUGGGUACCUGGAUAUGUGGGACCUUCUUUCAGUUGAAAGGGUCUGCAAAUCGUUGCGGGAUGCUGUGCGGAAUGAUCCUCUAUUGUGGCGAAAUUUUCAUGCACUCUAUCCUUUGUGUUGUAAGAUCACCGAUGAUGCCCUAUUGCGAUUAACUAACAGGGCUCAGGGCAGUCUUUACAGCUUAAACAUUGUGGGGUGCUUAAAGAUCACUGAUAGUGGCUUGCAGGGGGUGCUCGCACGCAAUCCCGGAUUGACUAAGUUAAGUGUUGCUGGAUGUCAGGGGCUAACCAUUGAAGGGACACUGCAAAACAUGAGGUUCUUCAAGUCUAUUGGAAAACCUGGAAUAAAGAAAUUAAGGAUUGGUUCACCUUUUGGUUUAACCGAUCAGCAUUUUGAACAGUUAAAGUGCUUAUUAGGGGCUGAGAAGAUGACUCAGGUCAAUGAACAGAAGCUGCGAUUCUUCCGAGCUGAUCAGUUGUACUUGCCCUUUGAUGAUGAACGUGUAUUAGACAUUGAAUUUUGCCCAAGAUGUGGUCAACUUAGACAAGUCUAUGACUGUCCAGCUGAUAGUUGUCGAGUAAAACAGCACACUCCUCAGGUUUGCAAAGGUUGCACAGUUUGCAUAACUCGCUGUAUAAACUGUGGGCGCUGCUUGAUCAAUUGUGAUUUUGAGGAGACAUUCUUUCUGGACUUUCUUUGUUCCGAUUGUUUGAAGCAGGUGUUUCAUUGCCCAGAUGCGCAGAAGAGAGUGGCGAUUCCCCCCAAAAAUGCGUAUCUUCAUCAACAGGCAAGUUACCAUUUCAUCCUCUACGGUUAGUGGUUUUUAAUAGGAGAUGAGGUUGCUGUUAGAUUUGAUUUAGAAUGUCUUGGGGAGGCAUAAGGUUAAUGUGGGUAUACAAGAUUGCAUAUCUUUUGUUCUUGGUGACGUUGAGCACAUAUCGUGCAUUAUUUGGCUGUUGUGCGGUAAGAUACUGGGCUGAGAUUUGUCUGUUGGUGCUGGAAGCAAGAGAAAGAGCCAGCUCAUGCAAUGUGGUAAAGGUCAUAUUGUGUUUGACCAUGCUUUAAAGGUUUCUGCUUUCUAUGUUUGGCAGAAAGAUGGAAAAGAAGCAAAAGAGAAUGACGCUGAACUAGUUAUAGUGAUUCUGAACUUAUGUGCUCCUGGAUCAAAGGAAAUGAACCCCCAAAAGGAAAAGGUUAUUGAAGUUGAAGCUGUGCAUCAGAAGAGAUGUUUGAGGCCCUACCGACUCUUUGCUCUAUUAUAGUUCUUCUUUUCUAUCCUGGUAAUGUGAUGAUACUCGAGCGAAGUCACUGCAGUUUGUGAUAAUAGGAUGACAUGCAAGAAUGGAGGUAAUUUGGCUGUAUAGUGCCGCUGAAGGAGUCGCUGUUUUUGUGCUGGAGGGGGAGAAUAUGCAGAAGGGUGGGAAGAAGAAUGGGAUGUCUAAUGAGGCGGAUGGAAUCGUGGAAUGCUCAAUGCAGGCAGGGUGAAGUGGAUCCCAUAUUCUGUUGGAAACCAUCUCAUCUGUAUACUUGGGUUUGGAAACUAUUAUUGUUAUUUGUUAAGUUGGUGAUGUAGUGGGAUAACAAUGUUGGUUCAUAGAUUAAGCUGAGAAUUGUAUCAAUAAUUGAUGGAGUGAUGAAGUUAUGACAAAUCGGUCUGUCUGACCAAUUUACGUUUGUUGUGGAUACAUUUAACUCUACGGUCACUCUUUCGAGUUACCAACAAAUUUCUUUUUGUUUUUUUCUUGUGAAUAAUUGUACAUACUUUGCUGAAUUACAAAUAAUGUAGUACCUCAUCCACCUCACAUAUGCGAAUGCUUUCUGUAGAAGUAGCAAUUUCUAA